Boleophthalmus pectinirostris (great blue-spotted mudskipper) is the source of this 2838-nucleotide messenger RNA. RefSeq names its product potassium/sodium hyperpolarization-activated cyclic nucleotide-gated channel 1 (gene hcn1). The record is from RefSeq and is a predicted model, not a curated record. Gene Ontology annotation, molecular function: voltage-gated potassium channel activity. Gene Ontology annotation, cellular component: membrane. The transcript has 8 exons. The coding region runs from base 1 to 2838 and encodes 945 amino acids. Gene Ontology annotation, biological process: potassium ion transport; transmembrane transport. NCBI's taxonomy places the organism in Eukaryota, Metazoa, Chordata, Actinopteri, Gobiiformes, Gobiidae.
AUGGAAGACAAAUCCAACUCGUUUUCCAACAAGGAGGAAAAGGCGGAUGGGAAUAAUGUCUUUCAAAGGCAAGACUCGAUACAGAAAAAUAACACAGGCAGCCAGAACAUGAAGGAGCACAGCAACUCAGUGGGCUUCAAGGGGGAACGGGAAGAGGCCAUGGUGGGCUUUGACGACUUGGAAGGGGCGUCCAGGCAACACGGGUUUAUGCAAAGGCAGUUUGGGGCCAUGAUGCAGCCCGGAGUCAAUAAGUUCUCCUUGCGGAUGUUUGGCAGCCAGAAAGCCGUGGAGAAGGAACAAGAGCGAGUGCAAACGGCCGGAUAUUGGAUCAUUCAUCCAUAUAGCGAUUUUAGGUUCUACUGGGACUUGAUAAUGCUCAUCAUGAUGAUGGGAAAUCUAAUCAUCAUUCCUGUCGGAAUAACCUUCUUCUCAGAGCAGACUACCACCACCUGGCUGGUUUUCAAUGUGGCCUCAGACACCAUCUUUCUGGUGGACCUGGUCAUGAACUUCAGGACUGGGAUUGUCAAUGAGGAGAGCUCUGAGAUCAUCCUCGACCCAAAAAUAAUCAAGAUGAAUUAUCUGAAGAGCUGGUUUGUUGUGGACUUCCUAUCAUCCAUCCCAGUGGAUUAUAUAUUUUUAAUAGUGGAGAAAGGCUUUGAUUCUGAGGUAUAUAAAACAGCCCGAGCCCUGCGAAUUGUCCGCUUCACCAAGAUUCUCAGUCUCCUCCGGCUCCUAAGACUGUCCCGUCUCAUCAGAUACAUUCAUCAAUGGGAGGAGAUUUUCCAUAUGACCUAUGACCUGGCUAGUGCUGUGGUAAGAAUAUUUAAUUUGAUAGGAAUGAUGCUGCUUCUAUGUCACUGGGAUGGCUGUCUCCAGUACCUGGUGCCUCUCCUACAAGAGUUUCCGCCUGACUGCUGGGUGUCCCUAAAUGGUAUGGUUAACGUUUCCUGGGGUAAGCAGUACUCCUACGCCCUCUUCAAAGCCAUGAGCCACAUGUUGUGUAUUGGGUACGGUGCCCGCGCCCCUGUCAGCAUGUCCGACCUGUGGAUCACCAUGCUCAGUAUGAUUGUAGGCGCCACGUGCUACGCCAUGUUUGUAGGCCAUGCCACAGCCCUAAUCCAAUCACUGGACUCCUCACGCAGACAAUACCAAGAGAAGUACAAACAAGUGGAGCAAUACAUGUCCUUUCACAAGCUUCCAGCAGACAUGCGCCAGAAAAUCCACGACUAUUACGAGCACCGCUACCAAGGGAAGAUUUUUGAUGAGGAGAACAUCUUGAGUGAGCUCAAUGACCCGCUCAAAGAAGAAAUUGUCAACUUCAACUGCCGUAAGCUGGUAGCCACCAUGCCAUUGUUUGCUAACGCUGACCCCAACUUUGUGACAGCAAUGCUGAGCAAAUUAAAGUUUGAAGUUUUUCAGCCCAAUGACUACAUUAUAAGGGAAGGCACAGUGGGUAAGAAGAUGUAUUUUAUUCAACAUGGAGUGGCAAGUGUCAUCACCAAGUUUAACAAGGAGAUGAAGCUCACAGACGGCUCUUAUUUUGGAGAGAUCUGUCUGCUGACCAAGGGCAGGCGCACAGCCAGUGUGCGUGCAGAUACUUACUGCCGUCUCUUCUCCCUGUCUGUGGACCAUUUCAAUGAGGUGUUGGAGGAGUACCCAAUGAUGAGAAGGGCAUUUGAGACUGUUGCCAUUGACCGGCUGGACAGAAUCGGGAAGAAGAACUCCUUGCUGCUGCAGAAGUUCCAGAAGGACCUGAACGCCGGCGUGUUCAACACCCAGGAGAACGAGAUCUUGAAGCAGAUCAUUCGUCAGGACAGGGAGAUGGUGAUGAUGGUGGACCGCAAGCAGUCAGUUACCGGGAUGAACUCAACCCCAAUGUCAGGAAACUCCAUCAUUAACUCACCAGCUCAACCGCCAUACUCCACUGCCUUUGGCACCAGUCAGCUCCAGCAGUCCUCAGUACCUCUGACCUAUAGUGCUUCAGCUAUUGCCAAUGCCUCCGCUGGCCGCAUCCUGCCUGUGGCUGCAGCUGCCGCGGCUGCUGCUGCGCAGGGCAUUUUCCCUGCUCCCAGUAUGUCCCAGGGCAACCUGAACUCCUCCUCCAUCAACCCCCAGACCCCACUGCAGACUCCCCUGCAGCAGCCGGGCUCCAUCAUAUCUCCCUGCUCCUUCACCGCUGCCAUGUGCAGUCCUCCUGUACAGACACCCCUAGCCAGUCGGAGCUUCCAGUACAGUUCUCCCACUGCCUCCCAGCUGUCCCUCAUCCAGCAGCCCAGUCAGCCUGCGCCUUCACUCCCCCCACAGCCUCCGCUCCCUCAGCAGCCCAUUGUUUCCACUACAGUGGGUGCCUCUGCAGCCCCACAGCCUCCUCCUCAGCAGCAGCAGGCCCCUUCUCCCCAGAGGGGCGACGUCCACAAGAGCACACAGGCUCUUCAGUCGGGCAGCUUGAGUCGGGACCUCCGACACUUAUCAGCCUCCCAACCUUCACUGCCACACGACACAUCCUUGGGGCCCAGGGCACACCCUGCGACAGGAGACUCUCUGGCCUCCAUAGUGCCACCCACAGCGGCUGCAGCCAUCCAGGGAAUGAGUCUGCAGGGUAUCCGCAGCACCAUGCCCCAGCGGGUCAGCCUGUUCCGACAGAUGUCAUCCGGAGCCUUGCCCCCGGUGCGCUCGUCACCUGCAGCCACAGCAGCUGCAGCAGCAGCAGCAGCGGCUGUCCCCACCCCACCCUCUUCCACCGCCCCACACAGGGAGUCUCCUGGCUCUAGAAGAGAUUCUGUUCUUAGCAGUACAGAGAUUGAGCAGGACAAAAUGCGCUUUGCAUCAAAUUUAUGA